Ctenopharyngodon idella (grass carp) is the source of this 4148-nucleotide messenger RNA. RefSeq names its product mitochondrial antiviral signaling protein (gene mavs). The record is from RefSeq and is a predicted model, not a curated record. Lineage: Eukaryota; Metazoa; Chordata; Actinopteri; Cypriniformes; Xenocyprididae. The transcript has 7 exons. The coding region runs from base 583 to 2373 and encodes 596 amino acids.
CCCUCCCUCAAGAGAGUUUAUCAGUUUAUCAAGUGGCGUCUUUAUCAGGUUUUACAGCUACCAUACCUUUAACAGCUGUAUAAUUAAAAUAUGUAACCAUGUAUUUCAAAGUCUACCUGACCAGGCAUAAUUUUAGUCUACUUUCGACCACACAGUUUGUCCUCUCCGAUCGCUACACCUGCCACCAUAAUGAUAAAUAAUAAUGUUAUGGUUUUUAAAGUUUUCCCAUUCCAAUAUUGGAGCACGGAAAUACAGGAAAUAUGAGAAUUUAGUGGCGUACUAUUGUAACAAGUUGAAACACAGUUCGGAGAUCCAAUGAAAAAGACAAACAGCGUGUGAUGACAGGGGAGGGUUGUGCUUUAAAUGCCUGACGGAAGACGUGUAUAACGAAAGUGGCUCAAUCUUCGAAAGACUUCAUAGACUGACCUUCCUCUAGUCUAAAGGCGUCUGUUAUUCCACGACAGCAACAACUGAUAACAGAUCGCUCAAGUGGGUACUGUGAGACAUCUUGAGGGCUGAUCUGAAGUCCAGAUUCAGGGACACAAAGAAGAGUUGAAUUUUACGGUUUAAAGCAGGGUAAAAAUGUCGUUGACACGUGAACAAUUUUAUAACAAAGCGAUCAGGUCAAAUUUGGCUCGCUUUUCGUCAACGGUCAAAGUGAGAGAUAUAUUACCUCACCUGCCAUGCCUCACAAUCACUGAUAGGGAAGAGGUCGAAGCCAAGAGAGAAACUUCUGGAAACUUCACUGCUAUGCAGACACUUCUGGACAAUCUACGCAGACGAGAGAACUGGCCUGAUGAGUUCAUCACUGCACUAAGGAACUGUGAACAUAGGGAACUGGCUGAUGAGAUGAGCGAUGCUUAUGACAGGAUCAGGGGAAUCAAAAAUAAUGCAGCUCCUGCUGCUCCUGUGCCCAGACCUGCACCUACUCCAGCUCCUUCUUUUUCUUCAGCUGGUGCCACAGCAAGCGUAACCACAGCAACAGUUCAUACUGUCCCAGUGACCACUUCUCCUUUGCUGAAUCCACCCGCAAGGGACGUCCCAGCACAUUCAACUCCCCCUUCCAACAAUGCAGCCCCUGAACCAUCUCCUGCUCCUGUUCCCAAAGUUCCAGAGACACAGCAAGUGCAGAACCUUCCUACUCCAGUUCCAGCACCUUCUCUUGAACCAGUAUCCCAAGCUGAAAUUGCACCUGUGGUUGUUGCUCCUUCCCAAGCACCUCCCUCUGCUGUAAUCUCAGUCUCCAAAGUCCCAACCCACACUGGGCCAGCUGAGAACAAAACACCUAUUUUAGAUACUCCAGAUGGCUUGGCUUUAACAGACCAAAGCACCACCUCCUCAUUAUCUGGUGAAACUGUCCUCUCCACCUCAAGUGCUCAAGCAUCCUCCUCAAGCACCUCUCCAAUUCAAAUUACAAAGCCUUGCACCACCUCCCAAAGUUCUCAGAUGUCAGAGAAUAUCCAGGUGCCAAUCACAGUCAAGGACACUGACACCUCUGAGAAGCUCCCUGUCCAAGACACUAAUCCCCCACUGAGAGAGGAAAGGACAAUUCAGGAGCCUGAAGAGAUCUCUGACCCAACUGCAAAUGAGCUUGUUCAGAGGAACAACACUGUUGUAUUACCAGCUUUUAAUGGCCAGACAAAUUCGACUAGUACAGGUCAGGCAACAUCAUCUGCACCUACUGAGGUGGUUGCGCACCCUCCCUCUUCCAUCGAGCAGGAAUACUUCAGCAAACCUGGCAUCCUUCAGUAUUCAGAACCCCAGCAGAACAGAGCAGAGGCUCUUCCUGUCUUGCCAGAAGAGCCUUGCUCAGUGGUUUCUGAUGAUUUGGAGAUCAGCAGAGCAACAGAGUCUUCCACAGAACCUGGACGGUCUACUAGUCUUGCAGAGCAGACCUCCACUGCCAUUGCUUCCCCUGAUUCUGCCUCUUGGUCUUUAAAUGACGCUCCACACAUUGCUGCUCCCUCGACUCCUAACCAGCCUGAGGAAGACCACUACGAAUCUUUCUGUCCGAGUCAGACAAUGGUUAAUGUAAUCCGGUUUGCUGAGGAGCCACCUGCUGAAAAUUUGAAUGGUCAGCCACCAAGCAUGCUGCAACGUAGCAGAGUCAUCUCUGAGAACCAUAUUGGCACAGAAAAUGUAGUUCCUCUCAGUGAUCCAUCUGGGAAUGAUUCAGAGGCAUCAGACCGUAAGAAGUCAGCCUCCACCAACUACCGAGAGGAAGAAUCUAAUGCUAGGCCAGCAACUAUUCUACAGCCAGAGCUGAGAGAAGAGGGCUAUCAAGAGUUAUUCAGGAUAAACAACUACCAACUUGUUGCUGCUGCUGGGAUUGCUCUGUCUGCUGUUUUCUUGGCUUGGAAGCUCAAGCAUUAACUGAAAAGGUCUUAAAAGGAUACUUCACCCCCAAAAUGAAAAUGUGGUCAUUAUGUACUCAUGAAACCCAUAUAAUUUUUAUUUUUUGAUUAAGUGAAUGUCCACGCUGCUCUUUUCCAUAGAACAACAUUGGAUAGUAACUGCUGCUGUCAAGUUUAGAAAAGGACAAAACAUAGCAUAAAAGUACUUCCUACGAUCUGCGCACUAUAUACCAAGUCUUUUAAAGCCACGCAAUAGCUUGCGGUGAGGAACAAACUGAAAUUUUAGUUAAUCACUGAAAAUUUUGCCUUCUAUCCUACAUAACCUCUUUCACCAAACUCUUUUGUGGUUUCAUUCUUAUGUAUUUAUUUUCAUGUGUGUAUAUUUAGGCCUAUACAUAAUCCUUGUUUGCCAUGUGCCUUGUAUGACAGGGCCGAUAAUGAAUUUAACUGCUGUUGCACCUGUUAAAUCAGAUUCACUGCUAAUAAAUGGAGUGUCCAGUAACUUCUAAGUAAUUUGGAAAACCUAGCUUGACAGGUAUUACAUUGUACAACAAUUGGUUGUGUUGUCAAUUGUAAAACAUUUCAAGAAUAUAUCCUGUGUGUGACAGACCAUGAAUAUAAGGAGCUUUUGCAUAACCUCUAUUGGACAUUUAUAGAAAGCACUUGCUUGAGCAUUAAACAAUUGCUCCAGCCCUUUCCGUUAGCCCCCUCACAGAAGACUGCAGCAGUGUUUGUCCCCAAACUCAUCUUGUUUCUCAUGAACCCUCAUUCACAGACACCUUAGUGAACUCUUUGUCCAUCACUGUCCCGUAUUAUGAGGGUAGUUUGACCUCUGUGAGACUGUCCAACAGGCACUUUCUAUUUCAUUGGAAUACAUUCAAAUCAUAAAAACGUGCAAACAAGAUGCAUUCGACCAUUGACAAAAAUCAAAUGUUUUCCAGCAGGGCUGGAAAUGGCAGGAAGGGGGACCAGAAAGUCCAGGGAGUGAAUUCCAGUUCAACAUGUAGAGAAUUUCCAUCUUUUAUCCAUGUAAUAGCCUCCAAAUGCCAUUCAAAUUACAAACAUAAAUGUAAUUGGAUUUUCUGCAUCUAUGGUUUGAAAAUAUACAAUAUGUCCCCAACUUGGGUCCCCCCAGUAAAUCUCACCCAUUUCCACCACGGUCUGUAAGAGGUACUUAUUGUGGAGUAACUGCUAAGAUGGAUAAAGCUAAAUGCAAACAUAGCCAAGUGCCUAAUCCAAGUGUGGAGGGGGGGAAAUCUGUUUAUAUUGCAGCCCUGAUAUAUAUAAGGGUUGGGUCUGCAGAAGUGUCUAUGUCUAUUUUGAAGUGUAGUUGAAUAAGAUAAAUUUCAUUUUUGCCAGAUGCAUUUAUCUUAAAUUGUAUUCAAUGUAUAUAUUUUUCAGUUUACUCUCUCCAUCAUUCAGACUCAUGUUCUUUGGGCUGCUUUGUAUUCGCUACCUGUUGAAAUGGAGAAUGUUAUAAGAUUCAUGCUAUUAGCAUCAAAUGACCUGUGUAAGAGUAAUUGCAAGUAAACAUUGUGAAUAACUCUGACUGAACCGAGUACACUUUAAAUUUAAUAUUUUAAUCAGCAAUUGCACUUGUGUCUACACUUUUUGAUAAGAAGUUUAGACAUGUAUGAUUGAACAUGAUUUGAAUUGUAUGUGGUAAUCGUUACUACUCAUCUUUUUAAGUAUUUUAUCUGUGCCUUUAUUUUUUAGAUACUGUAUUUCAGAGGAAUACCAUGCGCAGUCUUAGUGAUUUCCAGUAAUGUUUCUGAAAUAAAAUGUACUACCUUG